Hydractinia symbiolongicarpus is the source of this 1388-nucleotide messenger RNA. RefSeq lists its product as uncharacterized. Lineage: Eukaryota; Metazoa; Cnidaria; Hydrozoa; Anthoathecata; Hydractiniidae. The record is from RefSeq and is a predicted model, not a curated record. Bases 1 to 1335 code for a protein of 444 amino acids. The transcript has 9 exons.
AUGAGCAUCAUUGGUUACCUGAGUGGACUAUCUCUGUUUCUUGUGACUAUGGUUUCUUGUAAGAAUCUCAAGAUUUCACAUUUUAUCAAGUUUCAAACGGAAGCAAAGUGGACUAUUUCAAAACACCAAGCCACUUCUACUCCUUAUGUGUUGUUUAAACAGCCGUUCAGCUUUCGAGACGUUCAAGAUCUCAACCAACUGUAUCAACAAACCAAGCCUACGUGGUGUUUUAUCUUUGCAUUUAAAAUAUCGCUGAUGGCAUAUUGGAUUUCAUUUCUUGUGAGAUCUUUGACAGUAUACACACUUACUUCAUCAACAAAGUACAAUAUGAAGUCUCUUGUAUGUAUACUCCUUCUUGGUGUAAUUUCGCAAGGAUAUGCAUUUCAAUGCGAUGCUAUGUUUUCUGGACGGGUAUGCGGUAAAUACCAGAAAGCUAGCAAAUCACUUACUGAUGCAGUUCAAAUAACCAACAUGGCCAUGGCAGAUGCUGUUAGCGAGAUUGCUCACGAUACUGAAAUUUUAUUUCAAGCCUUUUUGCCAUCGUUGAAAAAUACCAACAUGAAAGAUCAAGUGAUCCGCUUAGGAAAGCACUCUGUAAUUCGUAUUUCUUCCAACAUGACAACAGAAGAAGUGAAAGCUGUGAUGGACGGUAUGUUGAAAUGGUUAAAGACGUUGUCCACGGUCGGAAUGAUUGGUGAUAAGGAAUUUGAAAUAUUCAGCAAGGUUAUUGAUGAAGCCAUGAAGAAAAUUCUUUCAACCAGCAGUAACGCUUAUCUCAUCGUCGAUAAGAUUGCGAAAGUCAAAGAAGCUUUAAAAAAUGCUUUAAGUGGAGUCAGCUUUAUCACAAGAACUUUAAUCUUAAAAGCUGUGGACAGAUUCAAUGGACGCUUGGAUCAGCUCUCAACAAAACUCUGCAGCAUCUUGACAGCGUUUGGUCUUGGAGAUAGAUGUCUGGCUAUCAAGGCAAAGAUCGAUGCAGUCAUUGCCAAAGUAACUGGGAAAGUUGCUUCUGAUGCAAUCACUAAAGCACAGUCAGCUAUUGCUGUGUCUGAAGUGCAUCUGUUUGAGAUGUUCGAAGAGAUUGACAAAGACACACCAAUUGUGAAACGUGGGAUUUCAGAUACCUGGAGCAAGGUUCAAAAAGCAAUGAAAGAUCUGGGAGAUAAGAUCACGGAUGCAACGAAGAAAGCAAUUGAGGAGUAUAAACCAAAAAUUAAGGAUGCUUUGACUAAGGUGAAGACAGUUGUUAUUGAUGGAGCAAGGAAAAUCAUUAUUGAAGUUCAUGGUGGCAUUGUAAAAAUCCUUACUGACGGAGUGACAGGCACAUCAGACUAAAAAACUUUGUAACUCUCAUGUUAACGUAAUAACAUGCAUAUAUAGCAAUACAA